AUGGCCAGCCCGGCCCGGAUCAGGCCCGGCCCCCACGACCGCCGGAGCUCCACGCGCCCGCCUAGCAGCCACGCCCGCCGCCACGCCCGCCUAGCAGCCACGCCCGCCGCCGCGCCCUCCGCGCCCGCCGCCCUGAGCCACGCCCGCACACCGGCGAAGCUCCUCCGCCCGCCGCCGCGCCCGCCGCCUGAGCCGCGCCCGGGCGAGCUCCUUCUCGCCAGGGACGCGGGAGGGGAAGAAAGCGCCCCGCCGCCACCAUCCUCGGGGAGCGCGCGGCUUUGCCGGCCCCCCUCCGGUGGCGGCGAGGCAGGGAAGGGAGGAGUCUCCCCCGCCCCUUGCAAUUGGUUUCACUGGAUAGACCAGGAGCAGCCGGAUUGGGCGCGCCGUGAGGUGGAGGAAAAACAGAGGCGUGCAUGGAUAAGGUUCCAUGAGGAGGAGCGUUUCGAAAAGGCUAUUGCUAAUGAUAAAGCAGAAAGAGAGAGACAGAUACAAAAAUUAAGGGCAGAGCAAGCUCGAAAUCGCGAGGUAAAUCAGAAGCGGAUGGAUGAUGAGGCUGCACGUAGGUAUGCGGAGAAAGAGGUGCGCAGGGAGGCCCGUGAAGCGGAAAGGAAGAGAUUAAGAGAAAGGGCUGCUGAGGCGCAGGCAGCAGAAGAGCCCGGCGACAAGACUGAAAAAUGGCCACGCUGGACGCAUGGCAAAUAG
Molecule: messenger RNA, 702 nt
Organism: Lolium perenne
Lineage: Eukaryota; Viridiplantae; Streptophyta; Magnoliopsida; Poales; Poaceae
Source: RefSeq, a predicted model, not a curated record